AUGGCUUUUAUCAACAGUUCUGAAAUGGUAGACGAUUCCGCAUAUGGUGUUUCUGGAAAAUCUCAGUUUUAUGUGGGACUGGACAAAUGUAUUGGAGAUUUGAGGGGACUGUUAUUCCAUAGCGAGGUGUCAAUUGUUGGGUUGCACUGCCUGGGAGGCGGAGGAAAAACUACUCUGGCGUUGGCUCUUUUGAAUGAUCCUCAAAUCAAAGGAUACUUCCGCGAUAAUGUCAUUUUCAUCACCGUCUCGCAGUCCCCAAACCUAACGGCAAUUUUAGAAACUAUGUGGGAAAAGAUCGCUAGAAAGACGAGACCAGAAUUUCAUAGUUUGAAAGAUGCACGGAUGAAGCUGCAAAAAUUGAUUUUGAGUCAAUCCAAACCAACUCUGGUGAUUUUGGAUGAUUUAUGGUCCAGAACAAAUUUGGAAAAUUUGCUAUUUGAAGGACCAGGUUACAAAACUCUUGUAACCACCAGAGACAAUUCCACCAUUCCAACAAGCCCGACUACCCGGCUGUAUCAGUUACCAUUGUUGUGCGAAGAAGAUGCGCUGUCACUUUUCUGUUUCUGGGCUUUUGGACAGCCAUCAAUCCCAAGCACUGUAAAUGCAAAUAUAGUGAAGGAGGUGCAAGCACAAUGUGGCGGCCUACCACUUGCUCUAAAGGUGAUUGGAAGAUCUUUGCAUGGGGAACCACAACAGGUUUGGGAGAGGGCGAAGAACAAGAUUUCUAGAGGAGAAUCUAUAUCAGCUUAUCACAAAAAUGGGCUAAUUAAAUUGUUGGAGAUCACUAUCGAUUCCUUAGAUGAUGUAGCCAAAGAAUGCUUCUUAGACCUAGCUGUAUUUCCAGAGGACAGGAAAAUCUGUGCUGAUGCACUAUUGGACAUAUGGGUUUAUGUUCGGAAGUUACAGUGGCAUGACGCUUUGUCCAUCUUAUCGGAUCUUGCAAGCAGAAACCUGUUGAAUUUGACUAGCACGCCAAGAAGAAUAGCAAUCUCACAUGGAAAUGCCUCGGAGCUGUACUUUUCUCAGCAUAGUGUAAUGCGCGAACUUGCCCUCCAUUUGGGAUGCCGAGACGGUGUAGUCCACAGGAAGAGGUUUCUGAUGGACAGGAAGGAGCAAAGUUUGCCUGAAAAAUGGGAGUUUCUUAAUCAUAAUGCAUGCGAUGUUCAAGUGCUCUCUAUUCAUACAGGGCCUAUGGAGGCAAACAACUGGUAUGAGAUGAGUUUACCUGACACAGAGGCCCUGUUGUUACUCUUUACUUCAAGCGAAUACUCUCUUCCCCCAUUUCUGAAGUCUAUGAAGAAUCUAAAAUUUCUAAUGGUAUUGAAAGAUGGGGCAAAGAGGGCAACUGUCAAAGGUCUAGAUGCUUUAUCUUCGCUUAGUGAACUCAAGUGUGUCCGCUUGGAGAGUUUGAUUGCACCUCUUGUUCAAAAACAAAGGAAAGAACUAUCAAACUUAGAGAAGUUAUCUUUAAGCUUAUGCGAAGGAUUUGACUAUGCAUCCACAUUCAACAUUACCAAGCUGCGGGACUUUAACAUUGAUCACUCCAGCAACUUGGAGGAGGUGCCAAUUAGUUUCUGUUAUAUGCCUUCUAUUAAGAUGUGGUCUAUUAGCAACUGCCACCUGGUUCAGAAGUUACCUUAUGAACUUGGGAAUAUGAACUCUCUCAGAAUGCUGAGGUUAUCAGCGUUACCGGGCUUAAAAGAGCUUCCACCAUCGAUUGGAAAACUUCGGCUGUUGGAAUGUCUAGACAUCUCAUUCUGUGAGGGGCUCAGAGAACUUCCAGAGGAAAUAGGGCAACUAAAGAAAUUGAGUGAGUUUGAUAUGAGGGAAUGUUCUCGUUUGAAGAGGUUACCAAGAGCUGUUUGUGAACUGAGUUCCCUCAAGCUGGUUGUCUGUGAUGAGAAGAUUGGGAAGCAGUGGUUACGGGCAAAGAGCAUAUCUCUUCCAGAACUUACAGUUGAAAUUGCGGAAACACAGUUUAGUCUGGAUUGGCUUGAUGAUUGACAUCUUUUCGUACCUCCAAUCAACUUGACAAGCACCAUCCAAUAAAAGCUCCUCUAUAUUUUCAGCCUAUAGUUACGAUCAAUUGUCGUCGUCUUUUCAGGACUGUAAGGACUCUUUACUACUUCGUGCAU
Messenger RNA from Cryptomeria japonica (Japanese cedar), 2135 nucleotides. Its product is annotated as probable disease resistance protein At4g33300. The coding region runs from base 1 to 2004 and encodes 667 amino acids. The transcript is spliced from 5 exons. Gene Ontology annotation, molecular function: ADP binding. Gene Ontology annotation, biological process: defense response to fungus. The record is from RefSeq and is a predicted model, not a curated record. Lineage: Eukaryota; Viridiplantae; Streptophyta; Pinopsida; Cupressales; Cupressaceae.